UUGGGUAAAAAUCAUCUUCAUUUGGUCAAUAUUCUCUGACGUGUCUUCGAGCCCAGACAGAGCAAAAUGUGUAAGCGUCCGGCUUGCCCCCCUCCGAAAUCCCAGUGUCCGCCCAAGCCCCAGUGUCCCCCGCCGCCAUGCAAGCCCGGGCCGACUCUCUGGUCCAAGCUCAACUGUGUUCCCUGCAACCGAUUGGCCUUCUUUCUGGUCGGGGCCGGCAUUGGGCUGUACUACGACCAGAUGAAGCAGGAAAUGAAGAAGGCCCAGGAAGAGGCGGCCAAGCAGGCCCAGAAGACCCCCAAAGAGCUGGAGAAAGAGAAAAAGGAGCGCGACAAGAAGGAGAAGGAGCGGAAAGAGAAGGAGAAGAAAGAGAAGGCUCAGCAAGAGAAGGAGCGGAAGGAGAGGGAGAAAAAGGAAAAGGAAAAAAAAUGAGCAACACUCGCGCAGAAUCUUCUCCAGCUGUUUACCACCAAGAAGAUCCCCAUCCCCAAGUUAUAAAUUUUCAGUUCAAACUUAAAUCCCAAUAAACCAAUUCUUAUGACUCGAACUUCACGCAGCACGGGCUGGGGUUCGUGCAUACAAAUCUAUAGCUGUUUGCACAGUUUGGAAUUCCAUAUUAAGCGGAUAAAAGAUAUUCAGACAACCAUUAACAUUCCAGAAAUAAAUACUCCAACAGCAGAUUA
This is a messenger RNA of Drosophila persimilis, 683 nucleotides long. Its product is annotated as 101 kDa malaria antigen. Bases 67 to 432 code for a protein of 121 amino acids. NCBI's taxonomy places the organism in Eukaryota, Metazoa, Arthropoda, Insecta, Diptera, Drosophilidae. The record is from RefSeq and is a predicted model, not a curated record. The transcript has a single exon.